GUUGCCUAGAACAAAAUUGUUUGAAAAAAGAACUGGUAUCCUAUUCAUUUUAGUCGCACUGCCAGUAAAUGUUUCUUUUCGUGCUCAAUUCAUAAAAUUAUUGACAUAGGCUCAGAUCCUUAUUUUUGUAGAUUUUGUAACGUCUAAGCUAAAUGUUAAGAGAUAUGAGCGUUUCUAAGUCAAUUAUGAUGACUUUCUGAUAUGUUCGAUCAAACUUUUAAAACUCAUUUCUAUCAAUUUCAGUUUACAGAACACAUAUGUAUCGAUGGAUUUAGAUAGAACGAGGCUGGAGAUAUGUCCAAAUUCUAAAUUAAGAUUAUCAGCGUACUAUAUUUAAAGCGGAACAUAAUAAACUUAAGAGUUAGGAAAUUAAUUUGCCGGCGAUAAUUACAAUAACGUCACAAUAUUCUGAUUGAAGUCUCUUUAUUUUGAUUUUCCUCCAUUUAGUCUUAUUAUUCACUUGUGGGUAAAUAAUCCAAAAAGGCAAUGCCUGCUUACGAAAUGUGUACAGUGUAUAGGAUAGUGUCAUUAGUAUCAUAGGUUGAUUGCAGCUCGGGGAGACAUUUAAUAAACAGGUAUAUAUGUACGCCGAAACCCCUUUCCCCUUGCGUACCUAUUCCUUUGAUUUAUAUUUGAAUCAUCCGAUACAAAGAUCUCUUAACAUAUUUAAGCGUCUCGGUACCGAAUUCCACAGAUUUUGAGGUUUCUGCUCACCGCCUUCCAUCAUGUAUGCGGACCUAACCUUGAAGUUUCAGUCUCGAAUAUUAACAGUUUCUAAGUCAUUUUUUACAUGUUAAAACAAUCGGAGGAUAGAUUCCUGAACUUUUUAUAAAAUAUUCCGCGAAUCCUUUUAAAAUUAUUUACUUUCUUCCAUAUGGUAAAAGUUGAUCACCAUUUUAAUCUUUUUUUUAUUCCAAAAAUAACGUUGUAUUAUACUUUUAUGCAAUAUUUCAGCAUUUUAAUUUAAAAAUCGAUAAGGCGACAAAAUGCGACUGGCUUUUGCCAUCGAAUAAUUGACUCAAAUUAAAUCAUAUUCCAUUUACGAAGACUGCGGUAAAAGUUAUUUCCCAAAAUAGACAUACGUGAUAAUGAUAGUAAAGACACCUGCAGUUAAACACUGAAAAUAAAAUCGAAUAUCAUUUACAGAAAAUACAAGGUGCGCCUAUUUUAAAGUUUCAUUCAUAUGUUUAUCAAAACCCAUUGCUCAAUCAAUUGAUAUUAAUAUUAGCAUAUUUCCUAAAAUUUUACUUUCGGUUUGGACGUAACAUUGUUUCAAUUGAUAAAAAUGCUAAAGAUAGGUUUUCAAAAAAUCAAGUAGCUAGUGUUAUCGCGGUAUCAAGCUUGUGUUAUCGCCAUUUUGUUGACGUCUAUAAAUGUAUGGGCUGAUAAAGUGAAUUAUGUGUGAAGCUUUCGCAAUAUUGAGAUUAGCAGUUUGGAAUCAUUUAAACACGUAUCAACUUGCUGUUCCAACUUAAAUAGUGUCGAAUCAUCGGAUAAAAUGGAUAAAAAAAGUGUAUAUAUUAUAACUUAAAUUAUGAUAAUGUAUUAAACAUAAUUCUAUAAUAUAAUUCAAUGUUUAAAUACACAUCAUUUUUGAGAAAGGUUUAACCAUUUAUAAUAGAACAAUGAAAAAUGCAGGGACAAAAACAGUAAAGGCGGAUAUAAAGAAUAAAAUAUCGUUUUUGUACAACUAUAAUUUUAGUAUGUUAACAUUUAAAAGGUUUCUUUAACAAUGAAGGCAUAAGCAUUUGAUGAAAAUCUACGAGUAUUGACACGACCAAGAGAUAACAAACAAUGAGCCGUUACCAGCGAGAUGUAAAUUGUUUUAUUCCCAUUCGACAUCCGAGUUUCAGCGAUGUCAGUGACGAAGAAUUGGAAGAAGGAGAACUAGUUUCCGUGGAUGAAGUUGACGAGAAUGAUGUAUACCAAAAGCACAUGGAGUUGAACAACGGCAAUGGUGGAACACGUGAUUUCUACGCUAAAAGCGAAUUUCAAGAAAACUUUGAUCAAAGUAAGAACAUUGCACACGUACACAGCUUCCAAUCUAGAGGGCGCCUUUCGGGCCAGUCUUUAUCACGACACAGAGGACCGUUAUCUAAAGGUAAUGGGAAUAGUAGUCGUAAGAAAGUAUGGCAGAGGCAUCCCCUUGCUUAUUCAAAUUGCAUUGGUUUUAAAAGAAAAUUUAGACAGCCCUGUAAUAACACUGGUUUUUAUAAGAAAAGGAAAUUCCGCGCUGAUACAAAACAUUUGAAUAUGACAAAGAAACGAAUACCUGUACAAACAACAUUGCUUCUUGAAAACGGGAAACCAAUCAAACCAAAGGGGCAUUAUGACGGAACAAAGCGACCGUUUUCCGUGGAAAUUAAGCACGAUGAAAGCCAAUACCAAACUCAUCCGUGUGAGGAAACCAAGAACUACGGUUACAUGGAUUUCGAGACAGGAAUUAAAGAUGAAAGAGAGCAUUUUUUUAAUGGACCGAAUUAUAAAAGAAAAACUGCAUUCCAUCUAGGGAACGUAGCGGUGACAAAAGAUUGUUUCGAAAUCCACAGCAACAACGGAAACAUCAUCUCCAUGGAUCCCGAGAUGCAGGACAAUAACCCAUCGCCGAGCCUAGAGGAAAGGCCGCUCUCAAUUGAGAAAUUAAAGACCUCAUCUGACGACUUUAAACAAAUUUUGGGCGGAAAGAUUACAAAAAUCGUCAUGGAAAGCAAUAUGGAAUUGGUCGAAUUUCAGCAUAUCUUUGAGAAAUUUGCACACCAAAAUAAGCCAUCAUUUGAGAGUAUCGAAAGCAUACGGAAAUUUAUUGAAGGAAGAUAUGCCCAAUCAGCAGUCAAAGUACACUGCCUGGGUGUUGAAAGGCCACAGCUAAAUUUAAAGAUAUGUUCGAAAUAUACCAAUGAAGUGCGAAACAGCCACGAAUGUAACGACCUACAUAUCUGCAAAUUUUAUUUAAUCGGCGAGUGCAGUAAUUCAUUUUGCAAAUUUGGUCACAAUUUAAAAACCAACCACAACUUCAACGUUCUGAAGCUCCACAACGUAGAACGCUUACAUGGGAAUGAAAUACGAAUCAUAUGUCAAGAUGUACGCAGUCGUAACUGUACAACGUUGCCAAUAGUUUGCAGGUUUUACAAUCAAGGCGGUUGCAGUAAAUGGACCAAUUGCCCUUACCUGCAUGUUUGUUCGUAUUUUAUAGAAGAUGAUUGCAAAUUUAAUUCGAGGUGCAAACGGAGCCACAGCUUACAUGACUCUCAACCACUUGACGUUCUCCGACGGCACGGAAUAGGAGAAUUUACAAACAAUCAGAUGAAGGAAUGGAUACAAAAAGCAAUCAGAGGAAAAGUCGUAAACCAUAUACCAACAAACUUGGCCAAUGAUACCGUUUAUGUAAGAGAUCCACUAGACCACCAAAACGAUUCAACCAAGCGGUACUUUCCUACCGUCGAUGUUCUGCCGUUGGAAAUGAGUGAAUCUACUUCCAGGACGAUGCCCAUUCUAAAGGAAAAUAAAAUUGCCACCAGCAACGACAAAGGACAUGGCGAUAUUGACGUAAACACCCAUAAUACAAAACUUUCGCCAUGGAUUACCAUCAAACAAGAGGAAUGUACUCACCCAAUAAAGUCCAUUUCACUACACGUGGUGAACAAUCAGGAGAUUGAGGGGUCACGACAACAAACUAUGGCUUCUUUACAUCCAGAUAAAAUGAAAACGGAAAUACCUGACACUGCUAUCCAUAUUGAUGAUGGACAAAUUGUUCAGGAAGGCAAAUCCGAUGUCAUGGGUAUAAACGAUUCCAAUAUUGAGACAAAAGCAGAACACCCAAGCAACGCUUCAGAUAUUUUUUUAACUAAAGAUGUACAUAAGAACAGGAAUGCACAAGGCGAAUUGAUCAACCAAGAUGACGACGAGGAUGAAACCAACGUAGACAAGGCCAAGUUCUUUAGCAUCAGAGUGGAUCUUGGCGAUGGCAAGCGUGAAAUUAGGCUGGAAAACGGCCAAUGGACAUCCAGAGGUCCUGAUGACACUUUUAGACCAGUAUCCGAACGAAUGGGGCAUCAGUUAAACUCGCAACUUGGUAUGCUGAAAAUGAUAAUGGGUUUCGAUGAAGAUAAUGCAUUUAACCACUAAAUGUUUUAUACCAUUCAUGAACAUGUUUGGUGAAAAUCUAAAAUAAUUGGCACAUUUGAAGCAUUGCACGCAGCACACAAGGUUAAACCACAAUUAAGGUCGAACUUCAUUUUGCUGAAGAUGUCAAAGAAUCGAAUUAAAAACUGCUUUUGUUUGAAAGUGCACUACCUGAACAAUUUCAGGAGGAUUUCAUGUUUUGAUUUGGAUUUCUUUUAUUUUAUUUUUAUUUUCUGUUUUAUACAUGGAAUAAUGACCUCAGUGUACUAACUCUACUUUUUUCUACCAUACCAGUUAAAAACUAUUGUCUGUAAUGUUUUAAGUAUCAAUUUGGUAGAAAAUGUUUCUUUUGAAUUCUGCCUAAGACAUGAAUAAUAUAUUACGUUUCGCGCGUUUAGGGCGGAAAGCAUUGUGUGGCAUGUCGGCGUUCCAUUCAAUGUAUCUUCAAUAUUCAUCCACAAAUAAAUCUAAAGUAAUGUAUUGCAAGAAAUAUUCAUACCAUUCAAAAUACAAAAAUCAAUUUUCAACUGAUAACAGUUUUCAUUCAAAUAUAGAUUAAUGGAUAUCUUCUGUUUGUCGUCUUCUAUAUGACCCAGUCUUCAUUCAUAUGUUUGAUUCUCAUUAUCUGCUUAGUUUAAACGUACUGUAUUUCGUUAUGCAAGUCCCGAUUUUUAUUUUACGUAGUAAACAUAGUAAUUAGUGUGUAAAUAGUGGUCACAGAAGGUCGUUAAUUAUUAACUUUACAUAAGGAUUUUUCAUCUAUUACUUUAUGUUUAGAGGUUAACACAUUAAAAACGUAAGCUGUAUGGUCAGAGGAGGUCACUCGUGAAUUAAAACACGACCUUUAUUUAAAACUGAAAUAAAACAUCAUUUUUAUCGAAAAGAAUCUUUUAGGUGAUAUAUAUUUUGAAAACUCUCUUACUUAUACAGUCGAAACUCGUUAUGUCGACUUUUUCGGGACCUAGUGAAAAAAGUCGAGAUAACGAAAAUUCGACUCAUCCGAAUUACAAAAAAAUAUCACCAAUCCCAACACGUGUGAGAUUGAUGUCAGAUGUUUACAUCCACAAUUGAACAGACUUGUUACAUA
Messenger RNA from Mya arenaria, 5209 nucleotides. RefSeq lists its product as uncharacterized. The record is from RefSeq and is a predicted model, not a curated record. Gene Ontology annotation, molecular function: metal ion binding. The transcript is spliced from 2 exons. The coding region runs from base 1795 to 4125 and encodes 776 amino acids. Lineage: Eukaryota; Metazoa; Mollusca; Bivalvia; Myida; Myidae.